Molecule: messenger RNA, 1263 nt
Organism: Apaloderma vittatum (bar-tailed trogon)
Lineage: Eukaryota; Metazoa; Chordata; Aves; Trogoniformes; Trogonidae
Gene: VEZT
Product: vezatin, adherens junctions transmembrane protein
Exons: 8
Biological process (GO): cell-cell adhesion
Cellular component (GO): plasma membrane
Molecular function (GO): myosin binding
Source: RefSeq, a predicted model, not a curated record
AUGGCAGUAACGUGCAACGACCUGCUGAAAAUGCAAAGGAAGGAGCUUUCCCAUGUCACAGAUCCAGUGAUACGGAACUAUACACAGGCUAUAAAACUUCUCUUCAAUGACUCUUGGGGGUGCAAUUACACUGACGGCUGCUUCUCAUCCUCGGCUCGGGUCAUCCUGGAGGGACAAGCAGAAAGAAAUGGUGGGGCGGGCGAGAUCCUGUCGGGUGCAUGGGAGCAGUACCGAAGAGAAAAAUGGAAUACCCUCUUCCAGGAGACGAAGAUCGCGCUGUCUUUUCAGAAUUCCCCACUCUACCAGUAUCUGCAGGAUUUGGGACACACAGAUUUUGAAGUAUGUUCAUCUGUGUCGCAGAAGGCAGAGCAAUGUGCAGCAGUGGAAAGCCAAAAAGAGCGAACUGUGCAUGCUGCCCAGAAACAAGGCAUCCUGUCAAAACUAGUUGAGUUCUUUAGAAGUUGGUUUCCUUUUCCACAGUAUAAGAAAAAUGAUGACAUACUUCACCGACUGGAUGUCGGAUUUCGAUUUGACACGCUCCGUACCAUCCUGCAACAGGAAGUUCUGCUGCAGGAGGAUGUGGAACUGAUUGAGUUCCUUGACCCCAGUAUCCUGCCUGCGGGGCAGUGUAAGCAACAGGAAAACCGACAGCUUCCAACACUACGCUCCCUAGCAACUCCUAAUAUUUGGGAUGUCUCGCUGUUUCUUGCCUUUGUAAGUGCACUGCUCAUGCUGCCUUCGUGGUGGAAGGAAUCCUCGUGGCUGCCGUGGGGACUAGUUCUGCUUGUCUAUGCAGUCUUCCGAGUGUGGGGCACAUGGAGGACAGCCAAGCUGCAAAUGUCCCUGCGAAAAUACUGUCUCCAGCUGGAAGAAACGGUGGCAAAUAGCCGAGCUUUUACUAAUCUCGUGAGGAAAGCUCUCCGGCUCAUUCAAGAGACUGAAGUAAUUUCCAGAGGAUUUACCCUUUUGCUUGACAGGGUCAGUGCCGCUUGCCCAUUUAAUAAAGCUGGACAGCAUCCUAGUCAGCAUCUUAUUGGUCUCCGGAAAGCUGUUUAUCGAUCCGUCAGAGCCAACUUUCGAGCCUCAAGACUGGCUACUCUAUACAUGCUGAAAAACUACCCUCUGAAUUCGGAGAGCGACAACGUGACCAGCUACAUCUGUGUAGUUCCCUUUAAGGAGCUGGGUCUGGGACUGAGUGAAGAGCAGGUCUCAGAAGAGGAGGCACACAAUCUAACCGAUGGCUUCAGCUUGCCUGCGCUCAAG